Molecule: messenger RNA, 1605 nt
Organism: Mucor velutinosus
Lineage: Eukaryota; Fungi; Mucoromycota; Mucoromycetes; Mucorales; Mucoraceae
Exons: 9
Coding region: 1-1605 (534 amino acids)
Biological process (GO): calcineurin-mediated signaling; fungal-type cell wall organization
Cellular component (GO): cytoplasm; calcineurin complex
Molecular function (GO): calmodulin-dependent protein phosphatase activity; calmodulin binding
Source: RefSeq, a predicted model, not a curated record
AUGGAUGAGAUUAUUAGCCCAGCAUUAAUGAGACUUCGCAACAAACCUGAGGCCCCUCGUAUUGAUUUCACUGUGUACACCCAGGAGGACGGCACUACGGUCAGCACAAGAGACCGUGUUAUCAAAGAUGUACCUGCACCAGCUGUAACUCUACCAACAGACGAGGAAUUUUGGAGCAAAGAGCGACCUGGGUUGCCCGACAUUAAAUUUUUGAAAGACCAUUUCUACAGAGAAGGAAGAUUGACAGAAGAGCAAGCAUUGUUUAUUCUCGAAAAAGGCACCGAGAUACUCAAGUCAGAGCCUAAUUUAUUGGAAGUGGGCGCUCCCAUCACGGUGUGUGGUGAUAUUCAUGGUCAAUACUACGAUUUGAUGAAAUUGUUUGAAGUUGGAGGUGAUCCCGCCAACACAACCUAUCUUUUCCUCGGCGAUUAUGUCGAUAGAGGUUAUUUUUCAAUCGAGUGUGUUUUGUAUUUAUGGUCGCUUAAGAUGUGGUAUCCAAACAGCUUCUUUUUGCUCAGAGGUAAUCAUGAGUGCAGGCACUUGACAGAUUAUUUCACUUUUAAGAUUGAAUGUCGUCAUAAAUACACCGAGAGCGUGUAUGAAGCAUGCAUGAACUCUUUUUGUUCAUUGCCAUUAGCAGCCAUCAUGAACAGACAGUUUUUAUGUAUCCAUGGUGGUCUUUCGCCAGAACUGCAGACAUUGGAUGACUUAAAAAAGAUUGAUCGUUUCCGUGAACCACCUACGCAUGGUCUCAUGUGUGAUCUCCUAUGGUCUGAUCCACUGGAGGAAUUUGGACAAGAAAAGACAAACGAAACAUUUAUUCACAACCAUGUUCGAGGAUGUUCCUAUUUCUUCAGUUAUCAUGCAGCAUGCCAGUUUCUGGAGAGAAACAACUUAUUAUCUAUUAUUCGAGCUCAUGAAGCGCAGGAUGCAGGAUAUCGUAUGUAUCGAAAGAGCAAGACAACCUCGUUUCCUUCAGUGAUGACUAUUUUCUCCGCCCCCAAUUAUCUUGAUGUGUACAACAACAAAGCUGCUGUGCUGAAGUACGAAAACAAUGUUAUGAACAUUCGACAAUUUAACUGCACGCCUCAUCCUUACUGGUUGCCUAAUUUCAUGGAUGUAUUUUCUUGGAGUUUGCCGUUUGUUGGAGAAAAGAUUACCGACAUGUUGAUCGCAGUUUUGAAUGUCUGCAGCAAGGAAGAGUUGGCUGAAGACGACAAGCAGUUGAUAGAGGAUAAAUCAAAUAAUUUGGAGGAUGCAGAACAGCGCAGAAUUGUAAUUCGAAACAAAAUUAUGGCUGUUGGUAAAAUAUCCCGUGUAUUCUCUGUUCUACGUGAGAAUUCAGAACGUGUUACGGAAUUGAAAUCACUUUCUCCUACUGGAAAACUGCCUUUGGGUACAUUAGCAUUGGGUGUAGAAGGUUUGAAAUCAGCUAUCACUACAUUUGAGGAUGCCAAGCGAUCAGAUUUGGAGAACGAGCGUCUGCCACCUACGCGGGAAGCAAAAGAGCAAUUACUGAAAGAGGAGACUGAUAGCAAAAUCCGCACAGCAGUGAAUGAAGAAGACGAAGAGAUGGAAGAGGUUGUUCAUGCUAUGUUUCAGUAA